Rhineura floridana is the source of this 1673-nucleotide messenger RNA. It is a transcript of the gene MARVELD3, whose product is annotated as MARVEL domain containing 3. Lineage: Eukaryota; Metazoa; Chordata; Lepidosauria; Squamata; Rhineuridae. Gene Ontology annotation, cellular component: membrane. Bases 186 to 1004 code for a protein of 272 amino acids. The transcript has 2 exons. The record is from RefSeq and is a predicted model, not a curated record.
CCACGCUCCGGCCCUGCUCUGCGGCUCCCCUGGCAACAGGGGGCUGGCUAGAGGGCGCACUCUGGCCGGACCCAGCCGCAGGCUCUCCUAGGCCAGGGCGGGGACUGAAAUCCCAGCAGCCUCGGCCAGCUUCCUCCUGGAGGGGCGCCGCCCUCACCUGGCCCCGCUGGCUCCUGCGACGGGCCAUGACGGCGGCCGGGCAGAGCCCGGAGGUGCGGCGUUGGGAUCUGGCGCCGGGAGGAGGGGGGCGCUGGGGGGAGCAGCGGCCGCCCUCCCCCGCCUGGCCCACCCGAAGCGCGCUGCCCUCUGCGGGCGCACCUGCGGAGAAGCGGCGGGACGGAGGCGGCCUCCUGAACGGGCCGCUCUGCCGCGCCCUGUGCACGGCCAGAGCUUGCUGCCAGCUCCUCCAGCUCCUCCUCUGUCUACUGACGCUCAUCUGCAGCUCGGUCUCCUACCACUCAGCGGGCGGCUACACCGGUCUCCUCAGCCUGGGGAGCAUUUACUACUACCAGUACGGAGGGGCCUACAGUGGCUUCAGCGGAGCUGACGGGGAAAAGGCACAGCGGCUGGAUGCCCAGUUCCAGCAGCUCAAGGUGCCACCAGCCCAGGUGGCCAUGGCAGUUGGAGGGGCGCUCAUGGCCUUUGCCUGCUCCCAGAUUGUGGCUGGGCUGUUCCGGGUGCCAUGGCGUUGCCCAGCCUGGCUGGUGGCAGAGGCCCUUCUGGAUGUGGCCAUUGCAGCUGGUCUCGUGCCAGCCUUGUACUUCUACUACCACAGCCUCCACGCAGUCUACGUCUCCUCUCUGUGCAAGGAACGCGAGAGCCUCUACCACAGCAAAGGCUACAGUGGCUUUGGCUGCAGCUUGCACGGGGCAGAGAUUGCCGUGGGCUUCUUUGCUGGGGCAGCCAUCGUGGCCUUCUCCUUGGCUGCUGUCUUGGCUGUCCGGGGCUUCAGGACUGUCCGGAUGCUCCAGGCAAAGCCGCCGUCGCAGAGCUACGAGAUCUAGGCUAGCCUCCGUGCCUCAGCUGGGGAGGGAAGCCGUAUAUUAAUCCAAGCUAAGCAGUGCGCCUUUGGAUCAUGGGCUGGGGUGAUGAGAACCAGAUGGCUUUAACAAGACCUACCUCCACGCUCUGUAAAUGUUCUCCCCCGCUUCUAUUUCUUCUACCUUGUGUCCAUCUGGGGCAGGCUGAACUAGACUUCUCCCUGCUCACCUUUAACACAGAACGUCACCUGGAACAGCAAGAAGAGCAACUGAAUGAAGGAGCAGUUGCUCCCACGCUGGCUUUCUCUCUCCCCCCCCCCUUCUCUUUUAUACUGGGCCUGUUAGAUUGUGACCCUUUGGACAGAGCCUUUUCUUGCCUUUUAAAAUAUGCCUUGGGGCAAGCUGGUGAGUGGCCAUCUUUGGUAUGUCAUAGAACAGCUCCAGUCCUGGCCUAGAUGGGCAAAGAUCCAAGCCUUUCUGUCCCCCUACCUCCCAUCUCCACUCUACUGGUCUAAAAAUGCCAGGCAAACCCUCUUUCUCCCUCCACUCACAUCACUGAGCUGAUUCCUUGUUGAGGAGGUGCAUUUGCCUUGAAAGGGCUUCUCCUAGAUGGGCUGUGCAGACUGUUUCAAUUAUUUUAAUUAUGCAAUAUAGUACUUCUGUAUAACAAUAAAAACCACUACUUCCUAAUAA